This is a messenger RNA of Aspergillus saccharolyticus JOP 1030-1, 1524 nucleotides long. Its product is annotated as putative nuclear membrane fusion protein Kar5. The record is from RefSeq and is a predicted model, not a curated record. Gene Ontology annotation, cellular component: endoplasmic reticulum membrane. Lineage: Eukaryota; Fungi; Ascomycota; Eurotiomycetes; Eurotiales; Aspergillaceae. Gene Ontology annotation, biological process: karyogamy involved in conjugation with cellular fusion; nuclear membrane fusion involved in karyogamy. The transcript is spliced from 6 exons. The coding region runs from base 1 to 1524 and encodes 507 amino acids.
AUGAGACUCACGAUUACCUGCGCUUCUGUCGCUACAAUGUCGCACUAUAUCUUAAUCACUCUACUCUUCUUUGUCCUUAAUCUCAGGAGCCUUGCAGCAGCAGUAGCUUACGAAGAUGGUCUCGCAGGCCAUGUAAACCCUAUCGCGAACGAGGUCGACCUGGCUUCACUACUCACCGCACGAGCUCUGAAGCAAGAUACAAUCAUGCAAGAAGCUGUCGAGCUUCUGAAGUCCAUGCAACUCGCCCCGUCCUGCAACCGGCUCGCGGUCUCAGAUCUCAUCUCUUCCUGCCAGUCAAUUAGCGGUCGGCCCGAGAAUCAAGACACAGAUAUAUACCUGGGCCUGGAGCCUGUGCGGUCACUCUACGCGGCGCGCUUGGCUGUCUGCGAGCUCAAGGAAGCCAAAGCAGCAGCGCCGGAGGCGUGUCUUGCACUGAUGGUUGCGCCCCGGCAGAAAAGAGGCAUCCUAGAUUUCGUGCGCUUCAGCGACCCUCAGGGUUUGCAAAAGUCGCGACUGGAGGCUUGUCUUCAGUCGCUGGAGACACGACCGCAGUGGUGGACUUCUUACAGCAAUAGUCGGCAGAAUGCUGUGGUUAUCUGCCAGGCGGCCCGAGGCGAGACGGAGAAGGAGGAGCUGUUGGAGCUCUAUCGCGCUAUAGCCAAUCAGACUGUCACACUUGAGCGUGGCCUUGUAAUGGCAUCCGCGGUGCACGCAGCUGACAUUGCCCGCCAGAAGCAAUUUAUGCAGGAAGUUGAGACAGCGAGGGCGAGGCUGCGGCAGGAUCUGGGAGAAACCAUCUCGGGUUUCCAUCGAAUGAUUGAACGGGCUUCGAACGGUUUGAAUAGCUAUGCUAGACUGGCCAGAGAGACCUUUGAGUCCAUCUUUGAGGUGUUGCAUCAAGGAGCAAGCUCGCUUGAAGAGAAAAUCCAGAAUGGUACUGCCGCAGCUGAUCAGCUAAUCCAUGAAAUGAACAUUCUACACUACGAGAACAUCAAGAACAAUCAGGAAAUGGCGGAUGCGCAGCGACGAGAUUACGAGACUAACAAGGAAUUGGCGCUGUCCCUCGGGGCCAUUCUCAAUGCACUUGGCGAGGGUAGUCUGGCAAGCCUCUCGCAACUCAAUGCUUCUCUUGAAUCCCUCGGAUAUAUAACGCAGGUAUUGCAGAACAUGCACGAGCGCCUGCCGGGACUUGUAAAAACACUUAAUGCCACCGAAGCAAGAGCCGAGCACCUUUUCCAAGUGCAAUCGCAGCAAUAUGAGGCGCUUCGAGAAACCUCACGAUUACAAGAGCAGAAUGAACUCCGCGCGAAAGGCACGGCGGCAGAGCUUAAUCAAACAGCCGUCGCAGCCGAGAAACUGUCCAAGACGAUUGACAGGAUCGACUCUAGAUACAGGUUGGGUCUAGUGCUGAAACUCCUUCGCGACCUGGUCUGGCCCCUUUGCAGCUUCGUGAUGUGGAAAGUCGUGGCGGAGCGAUCACGGCCCAUAGCUGCUUUCUUUAAAUAUUUAGUUGGGCGCGAAUAA